Molecule: messenger RNA, 5390 nt
Organism: Hypanus sabinus (Atlantic stingray)
Lineage: Eukaryota; Metazoa; Chordata; Chondrichthyes; Myliobatiformes; Dasyatidae
Product: LIM domain only protein 7-like
Exons: 29
Coding region: 255-4409 (1384 amino acids)
Biological process (GO): regulation of cell adhesion; regulation of signaling
Molecular function (GO): protein binding
Source: RefSeq, a predicted model, not a curated record
GUCCUUUUCUGGGUGAGAGGCGUUUCUUGUUAUCGGACUGGGGCGGGAGAGUGUUGGAUUUCUGACUAACAAGGCUGCAAGAACCGAAGGAGCCUCGCCAGUGGCUCUGCUCAGAUAUUCAGGUAAGGUCAUCAGGAAGCAGAGGCGAGCACCAGCUAAAGGGAGUAAGAAACUCUGAAAAUAGUUCGCAGCAGCCGGCAGCCGAGACGGGCUGGGAAGUCAGCAUUACAGUGCAACAAGUGAUAGGAGCAGAAAUGGAGAGGAAGGAACAGUCGGAUUCUAAUCAUGCGUCGGCGUUUGCAGAAGGUCAACGCUGGGUGGAGGAAGUCACUGGAAAGAAAUUUGGGCAGAAAGAUUUUCGUUCAGCACUGGAAGAUGGAGUCCUGCUGUGCGAGCUGGUUAACAAAAUAAAGCCUGGUGUCAAUAAAAAGAUCAACCGCCUGUCUACACCUAUAGCUGGUUUGGACAACAUUAACGUUUUCCUGAAGGGCUGUCAGAAAAUUGGCUUGAAAGAAGCACAGCUGUUUCACCCAGGAGACUUGCAGGAUUUAUCCAGUCGCGUCACUGUCAAGCGUGAAGAAACCGAAAGGAGACUAAAAAAUGUUUUGAUUACGAUAUAUUGGCUUGGGAGAAGAGCACAGUCUGACCCUCAUUAUAAUGGACCAUACCUUGACCUGAAUGCGUUUGAGGGGCUGUUAGGACAAACGCUGACCAAGGCACUUACAGACUUGGGUAGCUUGAACCGAAGCGGACGAGACAGCGGGUACUGUGAUAUCUGGUGUGCAGAGCGCAUCGAACCAGCGUCGCCGCAGUUCACGCACAGAAGAGACGACUCAUUUGAUAGCUUGGACUCCUUUGGGUCGAAGUCAUUCGCAAGCCUUUCUUCAGACAUAACUCUAAAGGGGAGCAGUGAAGGUGGUGGGAGUGAUAUCGAGCCAGACGAUCUGAGCAGCAAGGCAAUGGAAGGUCCAAAGGAUGACAUGUUGCUUCGUAGGGUCUCCACCUCUGAGUUCAAGCCUGUCGUUCCCUUCAACCAGUUCCUGCCGACUAAAAGCAAGCCUGCAACCUAUGUGCCAGCUCCACUGAGGAAAAAGCGUGCAGAAAGAAAUGAGGAGAAUAGGCGAAGUUGGGCAAGCCCAAUGUUUGCAGAGACUGAUGGAUCUUUAUCAAGGAGUAAAUCGGUCAAUGAUAUUACUGCCGAAGAAGGUACAAUUCCAAAAUCUUUACGAUAUGAAGAACUGCAGAGAUUAAGGAAAGCUUUGAAUGAACAGGACCAGCAAUGGCAGACUGACCUGGCAAAGUGGAAGAAUCGUCGUAAAAGUUAUACCUCCGACCUACAAAGACGGAAGGAAGAGAGAGAAGAGAUUGAAAAAAUGACAUCUGGAGAGAGUGUCAAACCAACAAAGACGUACAGGAAAAUCAGGGAAGAAAGGGAGCUCAGGCAGCAAGAAUCAUUCAGUGGUAACCAAAGUAACUACAGAAAGCUGAACUCCUCUGAUGAGGAAGUGUUUGAAGAGGAGAAGCCUCAGCGGCGUUCUUUUGAAAGAAGCCACACUGUGGCAACUGAAAACCCUUUCACCUUCCAGAAACGCGAGCCUAUAUCCUCAGUAUCUUCACUCCACGUUCCAGCGAGACAGGCAGCAACAGAAUUGAAAACUACAGUCGACAGCAUGUUGGAAGAGCAAAGCUCUCUCCCCUUGGAUACCCACCAAUCAAUGGAUUAUAAAGUCAACCAGCCUCGGGUUUCAAGUUCUCUGCCCAGGAAUUAUCAGAAACCCAACGUGUCAAGAAUUACUCCUGUGGUUGCCCCGAGACCCUAUGGUACACAAUCUAAACGACUCUCCUCGCUCACAAGGUCUUACCCCCAGAGGGAUGAGCCAGCGAAAUAUAACGGAGAUGUCAAUGGUUCAAAAAGUUUCCAGGAAACCUCGGGCCUCCCCUCCAAGCGGGAAGCAGCAGAGACGAAUGAAAGCACUGGGCCGUCAAAAUAUAAGGCAGAGGGAGCCAUGUGGUUCAACCCUUCCUUGAAAACUGAGGAAGAGAGGUCUGUGGAGGUGACAGUUGCCUCAAAGCCAGAAAAUGAUCUGUUCUCGCAGAGCAAUUUUUCCUCUAAAACAGGAAAUGGGACAUUUGCCAGGCAAAAUUAUUCCUCAAAACUGGAGAAUGACGACCAAUCACAGGGCAGUUCUGUAAUGAGUAGUAAUGAGGAGGAGGAGGAGGAGGAGGAAGAAGAGGAAGAAGUAAGGACUCCAUCUCUCAGAGAGAACAACUUUCUCCAUGAGUCCAAGCCUGACACAGCUUCCAGCACUACAUCAAUGAAUUCUUUUACAAAAGCUAAAAGCCUGCCCACUGAAAUGGUUACCACAGCAGCCAGGCAACAGAGUCCAUAUAGUGAAACACGCAUAGUUAUUAAUCAGAAACCUAACAGUAAUCAAGACUUUGGAUUCACGACUGAUUGGAGCACGACCAGUGUGACUGUCAAAUCCAUUCAAAAAGGAGGGCCAGCAGAAUUUUGCAACUUGGAAGUAGGUGAUGAAAUAAGUUCAAUCAAUGGCAAUAAUGUAGCCAUCAUGGACCAUCAGGCUUGGGUAGAAGCCAUAGAAGAUGCAAGAAAAACUGGAAACUUGAACAUGGAAGUCAGAAAGUAUGAAAACAACAGUAUGAGUGCAAUGAAGUUCAACAACUCCAGUGAACCCACUCGGUGGGAAGACACGAUGACGUCUAGCAGAUAUCAGCCCUUCAAUAAACAAUCAGAUUUUACUCGAUCAGAAGAAGAUGAGAAGAAAUUAGCGGAAGAUUCAAGACAAAACGCUUCUGAACCUAUUAGUCUAAAAAACUUUAGGAGGCGAUCCCAGUUUUUUGAACAAGGAGGAUCAGAACCGGCAAUAAACGAUCUACAAAUUCCAUCAAUUAGUGUUUCAAGUCGUUGGUCCUGGAAUCCUGAGGAGGAACGAAAGCGGCAGGAGUUAUGGCAGAAGGAACAAGAGCGUUUGUUGCAGGAAAAAUAUCAGCGUGAACAAGAAAGGCUACAGGAAGAGUGGGAAAAGGCCCAGAGAGAAGCUGAACAAGAAGGUUCCAAGUACUAUGAAGAGGAGCGCAAGAUACUGCAAGAAACAAACACCCCAAGGCCACCUUUGGGUGCCACGGAUGGGCCCCGUGAAUCCAAUUACAGGUUCUCUUCCCGAGAUUGGAUGACAUCUUGGGAUGAUCAGGGCAGUGAAAAGGAGCUGGGCGAUGAAAAAGAUGGACACCAAAGUGAAGAUGAGGCAAGGAAUAAGGAAGAAAUUCAGCUACAGGAGGAGCAGGCACAACGGGAAGUGGCAGCUCGCCUUGUGCAAGAAAGGAAACUGCAGGAAAUGAGGGAAUGGGAGCGCCAGGAGAAACAACGACUGGAGCUAGAGCGGCAGAAAGAAGAGCGAAGACGGAGGCAACAGGCAGAGGAGCGAGCCCGUCUGGCGGAGGCAGAAAGAGCUAAAGAAUUUCAACCCCGGUGGUCUAAGUCAACUUCAGAGCUCGAUGAAGUUGUACCUGUGCAAAAGCAUGGUGUAAGUACGGGAUCAGUGGGCGGUGUAGCCCAGUGGCUGUUGGAAGAGGAGAAGCUACGCAGGGAUAGUGCCAAGUCACAAGAUGCAUUGCGAGUUGAGUUGGAAAUUCAGAGGAUGCAAAUCCUUAAUCAGAUGAAACUUGCUGACCCAGAGAGAGGUGACUUGAAGAGUAGAGUCCCGGACAGCGCGUGGAUUAACAGGGACGCACAGCCCAAGACCUCACAACAGAAAGAGCAGCCACUGUCGCAGGCUGAGCAAGAGCGACAGAAAAUUCUGCAGGAGAUGCGCAGGAAGACCCAGCUGCUGAACGACAAUAGCUGGAUCAGGCAGCGUAGUUCCAGUGUUGCGAAUAAGAAUCCGGCCAGUAACUACGGAUCCCUGAGGAGAGGUGAAUCUUUGGAUAACUUGGAUACCCCAAGGACAAGUACCUGGGGACCAAAUUCUGAGCUGGUGAAUUCCUCGGCAAAGGAAUCGAACUACCACCCAGUCUCCACUUCAAACCAAUCCUUCAUGCGUCGUCAAUCUGCAACACUGCCAGCUCCAUCCAGUGGAUCAGUGAGAACAGCAUCAUGGGCGAAGAGUUCUUCUGUUGCCCCGAGCACUCAGUCGCAAACAACCCAAGGCAGCAGGUCAAUAAGUGGAAAGAAGAUCUGUUCAUACUGUGAUAGCGCUCUGGGCAAAGGAGCUGCCAUGAUCAUCGAGUCUCUUGGUCUUUGUUAUCAUUUGCAUUGUUUUAAGUGCACGUCAUGCAGUGUUGACCUCGGAGGAACAGAAUCGGGAGCGGAGGUUCGAGUACGGAACAACAGUCUCUUCUGCAACUCGUGCUAUGCCCAGUACAAAGCUGGGCAGCUCCUGAACCACUGAGGAAUCUCCAAGCAUUGGAAAGAUACUAGUGUGCGUGGAACGGAUGAGAUGCUUGGCUUAAUGCUUUAAGAAACCUAACAUAUUCCUCAUGAAUGGACAGAAAAAGCUCUUGAUAAGCAAAUUAUAUAAAAGAGAUGUAACUCAUUGAAAUUUAAAAUUAUUCUUUUCAUCACAGUUGGGCUACAAAUGGGGUGACUGCUCGAUUAAACAUAAAUCUUCAAUUUAUGGUGUAAAGAUUCAAUCUCUGUAUUGAACUGAAUUUGCUUAUGCAGUAUAACAGUGGCUACAAGUUUAUUCUGUUUCUGAAGUAUGCCUCCACUGAAAUUGCUGGAAUACCAAAGUUUGGAAGCAGUGUCACUUUUAUAAUUGAUAUGUGUGUGCCAUUCGCACAAUCAAUCAAAAAUAAGUUUCUGCCGUUCUUAUUUUCUUACGAGCAAUGCAUGUACAGGAGCUGAGGGAAUGCAUGGUGUAUUAUACAGAAAAUGUAUUGGUGACAUAACUUUUAUUUAUCGAACUGAUGAGCUGUUAGUUUAUGGUGCAAGUAAGGUGACAGCCUCUGUUCAUACAGCUGUGUGUGGAGCAGAAUUCUGUGGUUCAUUUACAUAUCUAUUCUACUUAUCAUUUAUGUUCUGAAACUUUUUGAGAGAUCCAUGUAACAAUUGUAAAACUGCAGUAACUUGGCACAUUUAUCAUUGUUAUUCUGUUGGUGAGGUGACUCUGGAAGAAGCAUUAUAUUUUCUCAAACGAGGGCAGGUUAAAAGGUGGGGUAGGCAUGCAUUUUAAAUGUAUGAGCCUCAUACAGCCCUUGGUGAUCAAGAGCUUGGAUGUGGAGUCAAAAUCUGAGAUUUAUUCCUGGCUUUUUGGAAUGGAUGGUUAAAAUAUUUUGCAAAAAAAAAAACCCCUCAGAAAUUGUACAAAAUAAAAGUCAGUUUGUUUUUGUGUUGAAUGAUGUUUAUAAAUAAAAUGAAAUAAAUCUUGAAA